Molecule: messenger RNA, 1587 nt
Organism: Seminavis robusta
Lineage: Eukaryota; Bacillariophyta; Bacillariophyceae; Naviculales; Naviculaceae
Source: the annotation of a GenBank genome assembly
AUGACGUUGAAUGAUGAUGAAGAAGCAGCUCCAAUGCUGACUCCUACUGCUGACAAACAGGGUACCGGUAUUCCUGCUGAUGCUGAAGGUGGCUGCAGUACAUGCCAUCGGAGAUUUUUGCAAGUAAUGUUGGUACUGAUAGUCUUGCUGUGUGUGGAUAUUCGAACCUUUUUCCUGGGCAAGUUAAACCCCAUUGAAAUAGAAAAGGAGGUCAGUCGGAAGGAGAGGACAAAUACAAAUACAACGGCACGGAUACCAGUACCAAGUCCAAACGAAGGAGCACAAGACCCUAUCUCUAGGGAUAGCGUGGAUGGAGCCGUGGAAAAUCCGGCGCAACAAUCUGAUGAGAAGACACCAUCUGAGCCACAGCCACAACCUGAACCUGAACCUGAACCAAUCAUACCAAUGACGCCAAGACCAACUCAAACACCUGAACCACAAACACCAAAACCAACCCAAGCGCCACAGCCUGAACCGCAACCUCAGCCUGCUGAACCUCAGCCUGAGCCACAAUCACUGCCUGAGCCAGCAGCACAAACAUCUCCUUCUGUUGGAACAGAAGGAUUCCAAAAAUCUACACGCUUCUCCACCCCCAAUGACUUUACAGCCCAUGUGCAACGAGGACUCAAUAUUAUUUACACCAAGAGUGGUUGUCACAUGGCCGCUUGGAUCUAUCAUGUGGAUCAUGGUGACUUGAACUCCAAAAACCGCAAAAAGUAUCUUGAUUGUUCCAUGUACGAUGGGCAUUGGAAGAAGCAAACGGCUGAACAGCUGCUUGCGUCUGAAGAUUUGCGUCCCAAUGAUACCAUUUAUGUUCAAUUCAUGGAUCUCGCAGACUUUGUGCAAAAGUUCUUGGUGCGCAACACCAGAGUACAGGAUCUAGUCCUCAUUACGGGACAAAAAUGGAAUCGGUUUCCCGAGAGAAAUACCAGGAAGGAAAAGUUUUACACAUCCACCACAAUCUCCUCCAAUCCCAAUGUUCUGCAUUGGUUCUCGCACAAUACGGAUCAUGUGGGCUUUUGUAAUAAGGGUUGCACCGUACCGCUGAGCCCGUUUCCAUAUGGUUUGCGAGAUGAGAGUGCUGUGCGACACUAUCAACCCGUCUUUACCGAGAGGAUUCAGAAUCCACAAAAAACCAAAACAAUCUAUGCUGGACAUUUGGGCGACAGUGCGGGACAACGAUCCAAAGCAAAUAUUGCUGGAACGAAUACUGCCAAAUUGCCGCAAUCCGAAUACUACCAGAACAUGGCCGACUAUCGAUACAUUGUUUCACCCAAUGGUGAUCGACCCGAGUGUUAUCGUCAUUACGAAGCCAUUGGUCUGGGAACCAAACCCAUUACCCAGUUGCAUCCCAUGGUGCACUCGCAUUUGAACGGGGCCGUGGUGUACAACAAUCAAAACUGGGACUUAGAAUAUUUGGAAAAGACGUUGCCCAUGGACGAUGCCAAUCCUGUGGAUCGCCACCUGGUCUUUGAGGAAUAUUGGAUGGAGUAUGUGGAAGGACUUGUGGGGCGAAACUUGAGAUGGUUUGAUAGAAUCACAGGCAAUCAUUCUCGCAUUGCGGAUUUGGCAGUCAUCAACACUUGA